AAAACUCGUUAUUAUUUAAAUUAGCUCAAAGUUGUCGUGAGUAAUAAAUACACAUUAUUAAAAAAUAAUUUAGUUUACAGUUUUUAUAAAAUGCUGUUUUUGUGGGUUUUUGCUGCAACACUUUCUUUAGUUUCUUCGGAUUGUAAUGUUGUGCCCAUAGAAGAAUGGAGCGGUUCAAAUUCAAACCGAGUGGAGAAACUGCCAAAACCAGUAAAUCUAGUAAUCAUCCAACACACUGUUACCACCCAAUGCUUUACCGAUACAGAUUGUAACAAAAUAAUUAAUGUCAUUAGAAACUAUCACUUAAAUAAUAGGGGUUUCACGGAUAUUGCGAUGUCAUUCCUAGUUGGAGGGAACGGUAAAAUAUAUGAGGGUGCAGGUUGGCACGUUGGUUCUCACACUCGAGGUUACAAUAACAGAUCCAUUUCUUUAUCUUUCAUUGGGGACUUCAGAACAAAAUUACCAAGCAAUGAAGCACUGCAAGCAGCGAUUGAUUUUCUGGAUUGUGCAUUUUAUAAAAAUUAUUUAACCAUGGACUAUAGUUUAGUAGGAACUCAGCAACUUAUACCAACUUUAAGUCCUGGAGAAAAAUUGCAAAGUCUGAUAAAGACUUGGCCUCAUUGGAAAGAAGAUGUUAGUCAACUUUAAAGUCCACAAUCCAUUUUUAGCUAUCAUUACGAUAAAAUAUUAUACAUUUUUAAACAAAGUAAUAUAUUUAUAGAAUACUAAAUAAAUAUAUAAUAUUAUAAAAAAGCAAUGCUAUCAAAACAAAGAUAAUUUAUAUUUUAUAUGACAUGAUAAAUUAAAACUUAUUUUAAAAAGA
Danaus plexippus (monarch butterfly) is the source of this 823-nucleotide messenger RNA. RefSeq names its product peptidoglycan recognition protein-like (gene PGRP-S2). Lineage: Eukaryota; Metazoa; Arthropoda; Insecta; Lepidoptera; Nymphalidae. Gene Ontology annotation, biological process: peptidoglycan catabolic process; innate immune response. The coding region runs from base 91 to 648 and encodes 185 amino acids. The record is from RefSeq and is a predicted model, not a curated record. The transcript has 4 exons. Gene Ontology annotation, molecular function: N-acetylmuramoyl-L-alanine amidase activity; zinc ion binding; peptidoglycan binding.